Malaya genurostris is the source of this 1039-nucleotide messenger RNA. It is a transcript of the gene Not11, whose product is annotated as CCR4-NOT transcription complex subunit 11. The transcript is spliced from 2 exons. Gene Ontology annotation, biological process: negative regulation of translation; mRNA catabolic process. The coding region runs from base 197 to 964 and encodes 255 amino acids. Lineage: Eukaryota; Metazoa; Arthropoda; Insecta; Diptera; Culicidae. The record is from RefSeq and is a predicted model, not a curated record. Gene Ontology annotation, cellular component: CCR4-NOT complex.
ACAGAUUUUUACCUGGCAUCUCUGGUUAAAAUGGUAAUAUUGUAUUGUGGAGUUAAUACAAAAUCAGCUGUGUUGCAGAUGAAAAAUUAGCAAAACUUUUGCUCAUUAUUUCCGACAACAGUGAACGAUUACGGUAUAUCUUACAUAUUAUAACUUUUUACGUUCCUCCACGAAUGUGUUAUAAUCCAAACGUUUAAUGGAAGGAUUAGCGAAACUACCAGACAAUAAUAUCACUAGUGGAUCUGGUUGCACCAGUGUAAUCGCCAAUGGGUAUGGAACCCAGUUCAUGACAGUGGCUCCUCCUUUACUAAAUUGUGAAGAUGAGCUCAUCUGGCUUGAUAUGAGCAAUCCUGCUUUCCACAAACCAGUAUAUAAUAGCUCGAUUAACGAAUCGAAAUGUUUGGGGAAGGAUGCAAAAAAUUUGAUCAUUCAGUCCUUUCGGCAAGCUCUAAGCAUACAGGACCAAAACGAACUUAUGCGAGAAUUAGAGAAAGAUCCGGAUAUUGUUUACAAUGUUGGACUUACUCCGGACAAGCUUCCUGAUUUGGUCGAAUACAACCCAUUGAUUGCAAUUGAAAUUCUUCUCAAACUGAUUCAUUCUUCGGAAAUUACCGAAUACUUCAGUGUUUUGGUGAAUAUGGAAAUGUCACUACAUUCAAUGGAAGUUGUCAAUCGGUUGACCACAUCCGUUGAACUUCCUACAGAGUUUGUUCAUCUAUAUAUUAGUAAUUGCAUUUCAUCAUGCGAAGCGAUCAAAGAUCGUUACCUGCAAAACCGACUCGUUCGGCUAGUCUGCGUUUUUCUUCAAAGUCUUAUAAGAAAUCAUAUAAUUGAAACAAGUGAGUUGUGUAUUGAACUCGAAGCAUUCUGCGUUGAGUUUAGUCGUAUAAGGGAGGCAGCUGCUCUGUACAGGCUACUAAAGCAACUCGAAUCUGAUUCCAAUACGACAACAAUCAAAAAGUGAAACAAGCAAUAUUAUCCUGUAUUUGAGGUUUCAAUAGGAAAUAUUGAAGUAAAUAAGAAUCGUUCAAAUAAUCGA